Messenger RNA from Pocillopora verrucosa, 1807 nucleotides. Lineage: Eukaryota; Metazoa; Cnidaria; Anthozoa; Scleractinia; Pocilloporidae. The record is from RefSeq and is a predicted model, not a curated record.
UCACGAGAUCCGAAAAGGAAACGGGAAGUAAAAUUAAGAGAUAAAAUUAACUAUUGAGCAAGAUAGCUGAGGAAUGGAAGGACAAGGAAAGCCUCCGCCUUAUAAUUACGGUGCCAUUCCAACAGAUUCUGGUUAUGCAGCUCCACCGCCUUAUCCUGCUUCAGCACCAGGGUAUCAACCACCACAGCCUUAUCAAGCUCCUCCCCCAAGGAUGCAGCCUGUGGGACCCACAACAACAACAAUCAUUACGCCACCCACUCCUAUCAUUGUGAACAUGGUUUUUGGUGAAUCUCCCGUUAGCAUGGUCUGUCCACAUUGCCAGACACAUAUUAUCACAUGUACAACAUAUCAGGAUGGUACUCUAACAUGGUUGUCAGCUGGAGCUCUAUUCCUUUUGGGAUGUUGGCUAGGUUGCUGUUUAAUUCCAUUUUGCUUAGAUGGUUGCAAAGAUGUCAUUCAUUCUUGUCCAAAUUGCCAUGCAAGGCUUGGCAGUUAUCGCCGAAUGUAGACUGUUCAGCAGAAGACACAUCACAAGGUGGAAGUACAAUAGUAGUUCUUAUCAAGCCUGAACUAAGCUAUACUAGAUAUCAUAUCUAAACCUCAAUAUAUCUUCCUUGUCAAAACCAACAGAAUGAAAGUAAUGUAAGAAAAACUAUAGAAAAUAGAAAAUUUAUAUACUAUAAAAGAUUUACUAAUUUACAGAUUCAAUGAUUUUGAUUUACUGUAGAAAAUAGAAAAAAAAAAGUUUUGUUAGUUAAAAUAAUACUGAAAGAGUCUUGUAAGCUAACAGUUUUUGAAAAUGCCUGCUCUGGGUGUCCAGUCUAAAACUCUGAAAAAAUUAAGUAAAAAAAAUUUUUUUUUGAUCAAAAUUUUUUUCUGUUAGUUAUUGUAAACAUAAGGCUAGAAAGAGAUAGUGUUAUUCUUGUGCAUGGUGUACGCUUAUGCUUUUAGUAAUUUUUAACUAAUAAACACUUUUGUUGAAGUAGUGCUGAUUUUUUGUCCUUGGUUGUUAGAAUAUUAGGUCUGAUGCUUACAACUUUACAUUGGUGUUAGAGAAAUAUAUGUAACAGUUGUGUCGUUUUGUUCUUUCUAAUACUUUUUCUCUUGUGUUCUUCACACUGAGGACGAAAACAUCAGUAUAGCAAUUAUUUUGGUUAAACUUGGCAUGUGGAAAAUUGAUUGAGAAUGAGAGCAGCUGUCUCUGCAGUAGGCUUACUUAACCCUUUAACCCCUAAUAGUGAUUACUAGCUAUUUUCUCCUAUUAGUAUCACCCCUAAAACAAACAUUGAGGUUAUGAGAAUAAAGGAAAUGAUCACCAGCUAAAGACACUCUUGAUUGUAAAACAAAUUCUCUUUGUUAGUGCCAUAGGAAAUGUACAGGGAACAGUGUGGAGAAAAUGUAUGCUGAUGUUAGGGUGUAAAGGGGUUAAGAAAGUGAGAUACCCACCAUAAAUGAUUUGAAAGAGUAUUUCCUGUAUGUGACUUAAGAUUUUUUUUCUGUUAAUUAUUGUAAACAUAGAGCUAGAAAGAGAUAGUGUUAUUAUUAUGCAUGGUGGAGAGGAAAAUGAAAGGUAGUGGUGGACAGAGUUUGUUUGUCAUGGGACAAAAAAUGAAAUGAAAAAAAAUCACUUUAAUGAUACUGCCAGGUAAUCCCCUUAACAUUGUCUUUGAAAUUAUUUUUUUUCAUAGUGAUGGCAACUUUGAAUUGAAUAUCUACUUUUGUAGCUGUGUUAUAGACAGAGUGCUAAUGUAGUUGUAAUAGGAAGGUUAUUAUGAUAGAAAUUUCAAGAGAAAUUCCAUGAAUUUUA